GGGAAAGACCUCUGGGAAGCACUGGGACAGGCAGCCUAGAGACUGUGCAUCCCAGUAGCUCUGGCUGGAGCAGGAGCAAUGAGCAGGGAUGUCUCCCAGGCAAGGGGAGAGUCGCCCUGCAACAGGGCAGCCCGUGCGGGUGACUGCAGUGGCUCUGCCCCUUCCCUGGGCUGAGCCACUGGCCUGUGACCAAGGCGGGGAGCAGAGAGGAAAAGCCGGUCCCUGCCCCUGCCUGGUCCUUGUGAUGCUGAGGGGUGGGCCGCCCUCGGGGCACAGGUCAGGGGGAUCCCUGGAGACUGUUGUGCUCCAGUGUCUGGGUGGGACUCCGUCCCGGGGUCUGUGAGGAACGACGUGGGUGUAGCCCGGCUGGGAAGGGCUGGGGAUGAGCUGCAGCUGCGUGAGCAAGCGUUUUCCCAGCACGGGGGUGGGAUGACAGUUUUGCCACUGGGAUGUGGACCAAAGCCCUCUCCGAAAUGUCCCUUGUCCCCCCCACUCUGCAAGCUGGACAACAUUGUCCACCUUAAGGUUGGCAUCGCCCUGCAGCAGAGCUGGAUCCGGGAAGGGAUGCUGGGAGAGCGGAGAGGGGCAGGGGUGCACAGGGGAAAGCAAGGGACAGGAGGACAUGGGUGUUAACAGCUCCCUAGGACUAUUUAGCUGGGUGUGCAGGCUCGCUGGGGAGGCUGGGAGCUUCCUAAUGCCUGGAUCAGGGAAGCGAUGGAUGGCUGCCAUCACUAAGCCCGUUUUCCCUCUGCCUACUGGGAUUCCCGCUGCAGAGGCUACAGAGAACCUGUGGGGCUAGAUGGCAGCUCUGACAGCUCAGCUGCAUGACCUGAUACACUGAUGGAGCUGGUCGAAAUGUCUCAUCCGCAGCCUUUCUCCCAGCAGGGUCACCUGGGCAGCAAUGGCCGGGAUACAGCAAGAGUGCCAGGCCCAGGGGGGAGGUUGCAGCGGGACUCCCAUCCUUCCUUCCAGCAGGGAGCCAGGUGAGGCUGAGGAGCAGAGCUUUUCCUGGCCCCUGUCAUGGAGGACGCCCUCUCUGUCCCAGCUGGGACACUCUCAGGGGAUGGCACUGACGCCUGCCCAUGCUCAGGUGCAGAAAGAUGGUUUAGAGCUGGUGACCCUGCCCUGCAACCGUCCUCAUGGGGACAGAAAUCCCUCUGCACUGCCCUUGCUCCCUGGAGAAGGGCCUGAGGCCUGUCACCCGCCGAGGGAAGCCCCUGCAGCUAACGGCGCUGAAGCAGAGGUGGCCGUGUCGGGGUGGGCCGGCGAGGAGGCCUGGCGCCGGCGGUUCCGCUCGGGAGCUGCGCAGCUGGGAGAAGCUCCCCAGAAGGCGCUUGCCCGCCUCAGCCAGGCGGCUUGGCAGUGGCUGCAGCCAGAGGAGCACACCAAGGACCAGAUCAUGGAUGCCAUCAUCCUGGAGCAGUUCCUAGGGGAGCUCCAAGCAGACGCGCAGGCCUGGGUGAUGGCGAAGGAGCCUUGCAGCAGCAAGGAGGCGGCCAGACUGGCUGAGGUCUACCUGGGGGAACAAAAGCCAACCCAGAUUCCUUGGGGCAUUGAUAAGGGGCUGGUGACCUUCAAGGAUGUGGCCCUGUAUUUCACCAAAGAGCAAUGGGCUCUGCUGGACCCCGGUCAGAAAGCCCUCUAUAGGGACGUCAUGCAGGAGAAUUAUGAGACCGUGACCUCAUUGGGACUUCUCAUUCCUAAAUACAACAUGAUUUCGCAGCUGGAAGAGGGCACCAAGCCAUGGAGCCCAGAUCCCCAAGGAGAGAUCCCAAGGGAUGCUGACACACAGAAAGCAUUGGUGAAACCAAUACAGGCACCAUCCCCCAGCAAAGAAAAUAUCUGGCGCUCCCACUAUGGUUGCAGCAGCUUGUCCAGUCCUCCCUCAUCUUAUUCAGCAGGGUUUCCAGACUCAGAGCCUGAUGAUGAGAUCUCCCAGCUGGAACAGGAGGAAGGGGCUCAGGUCCCAUGUCUUGUAGGCUCUAAGGAAAGGAAAACUGCAAGAGGAGCCUGCAUAGGAAACAACUCUUGUUUGGAUUUUCCCGCUAUCCCCGCCAGGGGUGGCACAGCGAGUGACCAUGACAAGGAGAGUUCUCAGCAUACGCAACCACAUGGGACAAUACCAGAAACAGCUGAAGGGGACAUGGCAGGGACCCCUCCACUCGUGCUGCUGCAAGGGGCAGUAUCAGCACCACCUGAGGACAAAUCCUCCACAAUGCCCGAGCUGGUGGAACCGUCCCCAGUAUUAUUGAUCAAAUCUGAAGGGGAGGUGCCUUGGAGUCCUGCGCCUGGAGCAACCAUGGAAAAUCAGGGAAGGACACAGGAGCCCCUGGGAAGCCACCCAGCUAAGCAACAGGGCAGCCCUGCUCCCCCCGGUGGCAGCAGUGAAGGCAGCCAGUACAUCCAAGUGGUGCUGAAGCUCCAGACAGGAGAGCAGCAGUGGUCAUGCCCUGAGUGCGGAAAAACCUUCAUUGACAGUGCUCGCCUCCUGCAACACCAGCGGGCCCACAGGCGGGAGAAGCCCUUUCCCUGCCCCGACUGCUGGAGAGGGUUCCUGAGGCGCCGUGACCUGGUGAUCCACCAGCGCUCCCAUACAGGCGAGGUGCCUUUCUCUUGCCCUGACUGUGGGGAGGGCUUCCUGCGCCACUACGACCUGGCUGCCCACCGCAAGAGCCACAUGGAAACCUGGCCCCACCAGUGCCCCAAAUGCAACCGGCGCUUCCGCAAGCGCUCCCUCCUGGUCAACCACCAGCGCACCCACCUCCAGGACGACCGCUACAAGUGCCCCGAGUGUGGGGAGGGCUUCAAGCGGCCUGGGCAGCUGGAAAUGCAUCGCUACAGCCAUAUGGAGGAGAAGCCCCACACCUGCUUUCGCUGUGGGGAGAGCUUCAGCCACCGCUCCCUCCUCGUGGCUCACCAGAGCAGCCACCCAGGAGAUGCCCCUUUCCACUGUGCUGACUGUGGGAAGGGCUUCACAAGGCACCCAGAUCUCCUGGUCCACCGGCGGAUCCACACUGGAGAGAGACCCUUCCCCUGCCACGAGUGCGGCAUCGGUUUCAGCCGCAGCUCAGACCUGGAGAACCACCAGAGCAUCCACAUGGGACAUCAGCCCCACAAGUGCCCUGACUGUGGGAAGGGUUUCCGGGAAAGCGUGCACCUCCUGGCACACUGCAAGAGCCACGGUGGGGAGGAUUUUUACCAAGACCUCGCUGCUGCCUGGAUGGGGUGAGCAGUGCAGCACCAGGAAUCCAGAAGUGCCAACCCUGGGUUGAGAUGGGACACUAGCAGCUGGUUGCAGACUAUUUGAAUACCCCAAGUUUUCCUGGCCAGAACAGGAGCAGACCUCUGGCCUGGGGUCUAUUAGGGUGUGAAGUGGGCCCUGGAGGCCAGCUGUCUUAUGAAAAUGUCUGGAGGCCCCAGGCUAGGAUUUGAGAUUCCUCCACACCCCCAACCCCCUUGUGCUGGGCAUCUUGCGUAAUUUAAUAAAAGGUUCUUGCUUAGAAUAGUCAGUCUAAGGAUUAUUAUUUUAUCACAAAAACCACAGGUUUGAUCAGUCUGUGAUUCUUAAGCAAGGGUAGGUCAUUAUUUUGGGCAGAGGGCUGCUUACUGAGUUUCAGCAAAGCAUCAAGGGCCACAUGACAGGCAGCCCAGGGCAGAUUAAUAUUUUCUAAAAUUUUUUUAGGGGCUCUGCAGGCCAGACAGAAUGGCUUGGCUGGCUGCAUCUGACCCGUGGGCCUCAUUUUGCUCACCCCUACUCUUAAGGUACCCAGCGCACUUGGGAAGGGAGCAUUAGCCCUACGCAUUAUAACUCCCACAUGACUCUCUUCGAGAGUUUGUUGUGCAGGAAAGACUGGCAAGGGCAUCGCUGCUCUUUCAAUUCCCAAGAAGCAUUGUCUCUCAGGAAACCCACAUGGUAGGCUGUUGUUUAGUUGCUUUUUUCCUUGCAUCUCUGUACUGGUUUAUUAAAAGUGACAAGAAUAAAACUUGUUUUACUUAUUA
This is a messenger RNA of Alligator mississippiensis (American alligator), 3999 nucleotides long. Its product is annotated as zinc finger protein 773. NCBI's taxonomy places the organism in Eukaryota, Metazoa, Chordata, Crocodylia, Alligatoridae. Gene Ontology annotation, biological process: regulation of transcription by RNA polymerase II. The coding region runs from base 902 to 3229 and encodes 775 amino acids. The transcript is spliced from 5 exons. Gene Ontology annotation, molecular function: DNA-binding transcription factor activity, RNA polymerase II-specific; RNA polymerase II cis-regulatory region sequence-specific DNA binding. The record is from RefSeq and is a predicted model, not a curated record.